AUGGGAAAACAUCCGUUGCUUGUAACGCUGGUGGUUCUCGCGAUCAGUGGCGGUGCAUUUACGGCGCAUGAUGCCGACGAGGGUAGCCCUUUUCUCGACAUGGCCACCGAGUUCCUGUCGUCGAUGGGGAACCAACAGGGUGGUGGUGGUGGAGGUGCAGCAGGACUUUCCGGCAUAGCGUCCAUGUUGUUGCCGCUGAUGGCGAACGCGAAUGGUGGUGGUAAAGCCGGCGGUGGCAACGACGGAAUGGGUGCUAUCCUGUCCGGAAUCGGAAGUAUGUUGGCUGCCGGUGCUAAUGGCGGUGGUGGAACCAACGGUGGUGGUUUUGAUCCGGCAUUGAUCGGAAAUGUGAUUCAAAUGUUUGCUGGUGCUGCCAGCGGCGGUGGUGGCAGAGAUCACGAUGACGACACUAGCGAUGAGCCUAUUCGACGACGUCAGCAGCAGUCCAGUGGAAAGCGCCAAAAACGGAAGGCUCCGGUGGAUCAGGGACAGAAUCCGCUCGUUGAUACUGUCCUUACGAUGGCCUCAAGCUGGCUUGCGAACUACAACAAUGUCGAGCAGGAUCAGCAAUCGUCCGGUGGUGGUGGUGGUGGUGGAGCAGAUGCCCUUGCCAACCUGCUACCACUUGCCGUACAAGCCUUCCAGUCAUUCACUGGACCGGAAAUGGAACGCACUCAGGAGAAGCACAAAGGUCACGCGUGGGUGUUGCCACCGUUCCUCGAGAAUCUGCACGUUAUGUGGGACCAAUUCACGCAGUCCGAGCUGGCCGAGGCGUUGUGGACGAAGAUGGGUUUGCACACCGUGUUCAAAGGUUUUGUUGGACGCGCCGGAAAGCUGGACUACGACAAGCUGUUCCAGUCACUGCAGAACCAAUCGUUCCGGCGACGUUGGAUCAAAGCGGCCACCAUCUACCUCGCCGAGUGGGUCAACUACAUCGCCAAUCCGGAGGUGUACCAGCGCUACGUCGCUACCGGGCAGCUGAUGGCCAACGGAUUCCUGCAGUCCCAGGGCUACCCCAAGCAGACACUGCUGGACAUUAACCGGCCCAGUGAGACGAUUUCGAGCCUCAUCGAUCACGUGGCGAAGCGGUACCUCGCGGUGAAGAUAUCCUCCAUCCAGUACGUGAAACCGGCCGUACACUACGUGAAGGAUCUGCUGAAGCUCGGCAAGGCCAAGCAAUUCCUGCAGCAGUACAACGUGACGGAGAUGACGGACAAGCUGACCGAUACGCUCAAUCUGGAGGUGAUCGAGCCCGUCCUGAAAGUGCACCGUGCGUAUCGGCAAGCGAUCGCGACGCCCCACUGCGACAAGUACAUCCUGUGUGAGAUUAAUUCGCACGAUCCAAGCGAAAAGUUGGGCCUGGGCGGAUUUAAACAUGGCGUGACACGAUUCGGCAGCAUGGCGGCCGCGUGGUUCAUCGCGCUGGAAACACGCACGCCCUUCUGGACGCUGUUCGCGAUCAUUAACGAUCCGCACCACUGUGAUAUCAAGCACCCGGUCGAUUGCGCGGAGUAUCACGAAAGUGAGCAGCGUGUCACUACGGACUACCCGCACAACGAGCUGUAA
This is a messenger RNA of Anopheles nili, 1566 nucleotides long. RefSeq lists its product as uncharacterized. The transcript has 3 exons. The coding region runs from base 1 to 1566 and encodes 521 amino acids. NCBI's taxonomy places the organism in Eukaryota, Metazoa, Arthropoda, Insecta, Diptera, Culicidae. The record is from RefSeq and is a predicted model, not a curated record.